Molecule: messenger RNA, 1047 nt
Organism: Colletotrichum abscissum
Lineage: Eukaryota; Fungi; Ascomycota; Sordariomycetes; Glomerellales; Glomerellaceae
Product: phosphoadenosine phosphosulfate reductase
Exons: 1
Coding region: 1-1047 (348 amino acids)
Cellular component (GO): cytoplasm
Molecular function (GO): phosphoadenylyl-sulfate reductase (thioredoxin) activity
Source: RefSeq, a predicted model, not a curated record
AUGGCUGCCGUUGCUGAGCCCACGACGCAGACGUCCUCCGUCGAGUCGUCUCCUCGGUUGAACGCCGCCGAUGCGGCAAAGCUUGAUCGUGUCGAAGUCGAGUCCGGAUAUGGUUCCGCCACCGAUGCCUCAUCGACAUCGUCGUCCAUCCCCGCGCUCCCCUUGAUCUCCCUCACCCAACCCCACCUCAAGCACCUCAACGACCAGCUCGAGAACAUGCACCCCCUCGACAUCCUUCGCUUCUCAAAGAUCAUGUUCCCCAACCUUUUCCAGUCGACGGCCUUUGGCCUUACCGGCCUCGUCACCCUCGACAUGCUCUCCAAGAUCCAAAAGGAGAACCCCUCCGCCGCCAACGUCGACCUCAUCUUCCUCGACACCCUCUACCACUUCAAGGAGACCCACACCCUCGUCGACCGCAUCCAGGAGCGCUACCCCAACGUCGCCCUCCACAUCUUCAAGCCCUACGGCGUCGCCUCCACCGAGGAGUUCGAGGCCAUGUACGGUCCCAAGCUCUGGGAGACCGAGGCCGAGAUGUACGACUGGAUCGCCAAGGUCGAGCCCCUCCAGCGCGCCUACCAGGAGCUCGGCGUCGCCGCCAUCCUUACCGGCCGCCGCCGCUCCCAGGGCGGCGCCCGCGACAAGAUGCCCAUCAUCGAGGUCGACGACGAGCGCGGCGUCAUCAAGAUCAACCCCAUGGCCAGCUGGUCCUUCAAGCAGGUGCAGGAGUACAUCAAGACCCACAACGUCCCCUACAACGACCUCCUCGACCAGGGCUACAAGUCCGUCGGCGACUGGCACUCCACCGUCCCCGUCAAGGAGGGCGAGGACGAGCGCGCCGGCCGCUGGAAGGGCCAGCAGAAGACUGAGUGCGGUAUCCACAACAAGAAGUCGCGCUACGCGCAGUACCUCGAGGAGAUGGAGCGCAAGGCCGUCGAGGCCAAGGACGCCGCCCCCGCGUCGUCGGCCGAGGCGGCCAAGCAGGGCGAGGCGGCCAUCGCGCCCAUCGUCAAGGCGGAGAAGGAGGAGCAGGCUAUCGCAUCGAUCUAG